AUGCAGGGACAGAACAGUGAGCAGAGAGGCAACAAGGGUCAUGGCUGGCCAGAAACAGAUACAGAAAUAGCCAGGUCAAGAAUGACAGGAAACUAUGGAGCUCAGAGGCUGCAGAAGUGGGAAUGGAAUAAAAGAAACAGAAGGCUGGGAAAUGCUAAAAAUGUUGCCAGAAGUUUGUAUUGGUCGGAGAACAUAACAAUACGUCGUUAG
This is a messenger RNA of Sphenostylis stenocarpa, 210 nucleotides long. Lineage: Eukaryota; Viridiplantae; Streptophyta; Magnoliopsida; Fabales; Fabaceae. The record is from the annotation of a GenBank genome assembly.